AUGACUCCAGUCACUCCAACCGCGUCACCAACCUCAACAAUCUCGCAAGCAUCAACGACAACUACCACCUCAUCUACCUCGAUCUUGACCUCGACCUCGACUUCGACUUCGACUUCGGACCCAUCCUCGACUUCGACCCCGACCCCGACCACAGCCGCAUCAUCUGGAUCGAGGGCAGGCUCUACAAAUACUGGGGCAAUCGCCGGUGGUGUCGUCGGCGGCGUCUGUGGCGUGGCGCUAAUUGCAGUCUUGAUACGGCUUGUCUUCCGGAACCGAGCAAAAGCGUCGAAGAACCAGGAGAAACCACUUUCACCGGGAUCCGACCAGCAGAAUGUUGGCUUCUACAGCGACAGUCACGUUGUUCCUGCACAUUUCCAAGGUAAUCAAGGUCGCUCGCCCUUCCAGUCUCCUCCUGGGUCAGAUAAACCCUCUGAACUCCCAACUGAAUAUCGACCGCUUCCUGCUGAGCUUCCAUCGCGAUGA
Penicillium cinerascens is the source of this 483-nucleotide messenger RNA. RefSeq lists its product as uncharacterized. Bases 1 to 483 code for a protein of 160 amino acids. The transcript has a single exon. NCBI's taxonomy places the organism in Eukaryota, Fungi, Ascomycota, Eurotiomycetes, Eurotiales, Aspergillaceae. The record is from RefSeq and is a predicted model, not a curated record.